UGGACGGGAGAAUGGAGGACCUUCUCUUUGCGCAAAGAAACCUCGGAAUCAGAUAAAGAUUUUCUUUUCUUUGACUAGAAACGACUGUGCUGCUUAAUGAUUAGAGGCGUAACAUGAUGAGGACGGUUUAGGUGGCGGGUUUAUGGAGACGGCUCCGAUGCUACGUAUGCAGCAGACCCUCGGUGGGACCAACAGCAGCCGGAGAGAGAAGCUUUUCUAUCAUGAGAGAGUGUGAGCCAAGCUUUCUGGAGGGUGCCACAAUCUAGCCGACAAGGUUGCCGAAAGACACGCUCUGUGCAGCGAGGAAAACGCGGAGGAACAGUGCAGAGUUGGUUAAGUUUUAGGGAAUGGCAGGAAGAAGCCGAAGAGCAUGGUUCAGUGUUCUGUUGGGACUGGUUGUCGGGUUUACUCUGGCUUCCAGACUUAUUUUGCCCAGGGCCACGGAGUUGAAGAAAGCUGGUCAGAAGCGCAAGGCAAGCACCGGUGGCUGCGGGUUGCACGGUCUAAGAAAAGACGGCGGCGCGCUGGUGUGGCAACCGCAAGAUAACGGAUUAUUGUCAACUGUGAAGCCGGUCCCCCGGUCCAGUAGUUUCCUUUUCGUCGGCGUUAUGACCGCUCAGAAGUAUCUGAACAACCGUGCCGUGGCUGCUUACAGGACUUGGGCCCAGACCAUCCCGGGCAAGGUGGAGUUCUUCUCCAGCGAGGGCUCGGACACCUCCAUCCCCAUCCCCAUCGUGCCGCUGAAGAACGUGGACGACUCGUACCCGCCGCAGAAGAAGUCCUUCAUGAUGCUCAAGUACAUGCACGACCACUACCUGGACCACUACGAGUGGUUCAUGCGCGCCGACGACGACGUCUACAUCAAGAGCGAGCGGCUGGAGAGCUUUCUGCGCAGCCUGAACAGCAGCGAGGCCAUCUUCCUGGGCCAGACGGGCAUGGGCGCGCGCGACGAGCUGGGCAAGCUGGCGCUGGAGCCCGGCGAGAACUUCUGCAUGGGUGGGCCCGGCGUCAUCAUGAGCCGGGAGGUGCUGCGGCGCAUGGUGCCCCACAUCCGCCAGUGCCUGCAGGAGAUGUACACCACCCACGAGGACGUGGAGGUGGGCCGCUGCGUGCGCAGGUUCGCCGGCGUGCAGUGCGUCUGGUCCUAUGAGAUGCAACAGCUGUUCUAUGAGAACUACGAGCCCAACAAGAAGGGCUACAUCCGCGACCUCCACAACAGCAAGAUCCACCGCGCCAUCACGCUGCACCCCAACAAGAACCCGCCCUAUCAGUACCGGCUGCACAGCUACAUGCUGAGCCGCAAGAUCGCCGAGCUGCGGCACCGCACCGUGCAGCUGCACCGCGAGAUCGUGCAGAUGAGCCGCUACAGCAGCGCCGAGGUGCGCAAGGAGGACCUGCAGCUGGGCGUGGCGCCCUCCUUCAUGCGCUUCCACCCGCACCAGCGGGAGGACGUGCUGGAGUGGGAGUUCCUCACGGGGAAGUACAUCUUCUCGGCGGCCGACGGGCAGCCGCCGCGGCGCGGCAUCGACUCCUCGCAGCGGGUGGCGCUGGACGACAUCAUCAUGCAAGUGAUGGAGAUGAUCAACGCCAACGCCAAGACGCGGGGCCGCGUCAUCGACUUCAAGGAGAUCCAGUACGGCUACCGCCGGGUCAACCCCAUGUACGGGGCGGAGUACGUACUGGACCUGCUCCUGCUGUACAAGAAGCACAAGGGCAAGACCAUGACGGUGCCGGUGAGGAGGCACGCCUACCUGCAGCAGACCUUCAGCCGGAUCCAGUUCCGGGAGGAGGAGGAGAUGGACGCGGCGGAGCUGGCUGCCAGGAUCAACCAGGACUCGGACUCGCUCUCCUUCCUCUCCAACUCCCUCAAGAUGCUGGUGCCCUUCAAACUGAGCAGCGCGGGCGCCGACGCCAAGGAGCCCAAGGAGAAGAGGAUCAACAUCCUGGUGCCGCUGUCGGGCCGCUACGACAUCUUCGUGCGCUUCAUGGCCAACUUUGAGAAGGUCUGCCUCAUCCCCAACCAGAACGUCAAGCUGCUGAUCUUGCUCUUCAGCACGGACAACAACACGGAGCGCGUGAAGCAGACGGAGCUGAUGAGGGAGUACCACAUGAAGUACCCCCGGGCGGAGAUGGAGAUCCAGCCCGUGUCGGGCUCCUUCUCCCGGGCGCUGGCCCUGGAAGUCGGCUCCUCCCGCUUCUCCAACGACUCCUUGCUUUUCUACUGUGACGUUGACUUACUGUUUACAGCCGACUUCUUGAAGAGGUGUAGGGGCAACACGAUACUGGGCGAGCAGACAUACUUCCCCAUCAUCUUCAGCCAGUACGACCCCAAGGUUGUCUACGCCGGGAAGGUCCCCAGCGACAACCACUACGUGUUCACCUCCAAAACGGGGUUGUGGAGACACUACGGCUUCGGCAUCGUCUGCGUAUACAAAGGCGACCUGGUCCGAGCCGGAGGGUUCGACGUCUCCAUCCAGGGCUGGGGCCUGGAGGACGUGGACCUCUUUAACAAAUUUGUCCAAUCAGGGAUCAGACUGUUCAGAAGCACAGACACUGGCAUAGUGCACGUUCAUCACCCCGUCAUAUGUGACCCCAACCUCGAUCCGAAACAGUACAAAAUGUGCCUGGGGUCCAAGGCCUCGUCACAUGGGUCGACACAGCAGCUGGCUGAACUGUGGCUUGAAAAGAAUGACCAUGGCUUCCGAAAAAUCAGCGGUAGCAAUAACGGAUCAAUGAGGACAGAAUGAACCAGCAAGACCGUAACCUGACCGACUGCAUAUCGGUGUUCUUUUUUUAACUACCUAAUUUAUUUUUUACAAAA
Molecule: messenger RNA, 2821 nt
Organism: Megalops cyprinoides (Indo-Pacific tarpon)
Lineage: Eukaryota; Metazoa; Chordata; Actinopteri; Elopiformes; Megalopidae
Gene: chsy1
Product: chondroitin sulfate synthase 1
Exons: 3
Coding region: 348-2747 (799 amino acids)
Cellular component (GO): Golgi cisterna membrane
Molecular function (GO): glucuronosyl-N-acetylgalactosaminyl-proteoglycan 4-beta-N-acetylgalactosaminyltransferase activity
Source: RefSeq, a predicted model, not a curated record